Messenger RNA from Heterotrigona itama, 1270 nucleotides. The record is from the annotation of a GenBank genome assembly. NCBI's taxonomy places the organism in Eukaryota, Metazoa, Arthropoda, Insecta, Hymenoptera, Apidae.
AUGCCACCGUCUUCGGUUCUCUCAACACGAUAUAGAACAGCGCGACGGUACCCCGUGAUCUGUCGGGGCCUCACGACUCGCCGCAACAUUGCGCUGUUACUCGCGCGGUGCGAUGCAAGUGCAAGUGCAGGUGCAAUUGUGAAGUGGUGCCAGUUCAACGACAAUAACAACAACAACGAGAAGAACGUACAAGCGGAAUAUUACGCAACGUGGCGAUGCGACAAGCUGGGAAUCAUCCUCGUACCCAGUGAUUCUCGAGCGACGCUUUCCAAGGCAGAUCGGUCAGCGUUCGGGUGUUGGUGCAUGUGCGUUGCCAAGUGUUACGCAGGAAGCAUCGUUCCUCGUUCGAGUACUGGCAACAGAACGUCCGCGCGAAGAACGGUGAAUUCGUAUUACGAAGACGGCGAAUUCUCACCGACCGGCUCGAGUAGUUUGAAUUGUACCGAGCAUCGUAGUUCCAGCAUCUUGACUGCAGCAGCAGAGAGAAAGCAACAGGUAUAUACGUAUAAAUAUGUGUAUACGUUCCCGUAUUCUCCUCGAUGGGUUGCACGUUAUACGGUCGCGUUGCCUGUUCGUUCGCGCACGAACGUGCGCAUGCUCUUGAUCGAAGAUCUUGCCGUGCACAAGCCAAUAUACAGGUAUCGAGCACUGGCGACUCUCUGUGUGUACCUACAUAUGUGUUUUUCAUUGCGGAAGAACUCCAGUUCAAGCGAGCGAGGUUGCAUUCUGCGCUCCCUUAUACACGAGUUUUGCUACUUUCGUAUCUCUGUACGUUUGAUCAACAAUACAUGCUCAUUUCAUACAAAACUUUCUUCAAUUCAAGUCCAUACGUAUGUAAAUUCAUUCUCUGUCACGUUUAGUGUCAAUUUAUUUUAGUGUUUGACGUUUCGAUUUCGAAAUGUCUUAUAAAGUUUGAUCCGUUAAUUAACCGUCGUAUUUUUUUUUCUUUUUUUUUGCCGAGUGAAUUUCACUUUGGUCGUUUCGGAGCUGUUCGUUAAAUAAAUUUAAUUGUCCACGUUUGCCGUGACCCGGUUUUCACCGGUUUUGAAAACUAGCUGAAUUCUUCUUGAUAAUCGUAUCGAGUUUAACGGCAAGCAGACUCGUAAAGUCCGCCGACCGAUCGGCGCAUCGAUUCCGAUUACGAUUUUUACGGAAGGAUUCAAUUAAAAUUAUCAAUACUUUUAUUGGCUGACGUCAGAGCAGCGUUUUACCUGAAAACUAUAAUCACGUUUAUGAUCACGGACCACCUACUCCUUUUCGAGAAUGUUAA